UAUUUCGCAUCGCAGUCAUCAAUGAACAUGAUGCGAGUACUAUUGUGCGCGUUAGCGAUACUGUCAGCAGUAGCCGCUCAGAAAGAUCCGCACUAUGUGCCCGGCCACGAUGGGAUGGUGCAUCUUUUUGAAUGGAAAUGGAACAAAAUUGCAGAGGAAUGUAAAACUUUCCUCGGUCCCAUGGGAUUCGGUGGCGUACAGAUUUCUCCGCUCCAAGAGAACGUAAUCGUAGAGAAUAGACCAUGGUGGGAACGUUACCAACCUAUAUCUUAUAAAUUGGAAACAAGAUCGGGCACAGCGAAAGAAUUCAAUGACAUGGUUCGCACAUGUAACAAUGCCGGCGUAAGGAUUUACGUCGAUGUGGUCUUCAACCAUAUGACCGGAAAUCAAAAGAACGCAAAGGGUACUGGCGGUUCAACAGCGGAUACUGGUAACUUAAGUUAUCCGGGGGUACCGUAUUCUGGAUUCGAUUUUCACUACCCUUGCUCCAUCAACAAUUAUCAAGAUCCGGGAAAUGUGCGGAAUUGCGAGCUAUCCGGCCUGCAUGAUCUCGAUCAGUCAAAAGAAUAUGUCAGAGAGAAGAUGGUCGACUUCUUGAACAAAAUAGUCGAUGCUGGAGUCGCUGGCUACCGAGUAGACGCAGCUAAACACAUGUGGCCGGAGGAUCUAAAAGUAAUCUACUCUCGAGUGAAAAAUCUCAAUCCGAAGCAUAAUUUUCGUUCAGGUGCGCGACCUUAUGUAUUCCAAGAAGUGAUUGAUUAUGGCGGCGAAGGAGUCAGUAAAUAUGAAUACAACUCUUUCGGCGCGGUUACGGAAUUCCGAUACGGUGUGGAGAUCAGCAACGCCUUGAACGGAAAGAAUUCAUUGAAAUGGUUUUCCAAUUGGGGAGAAGCUUGGGGUUUGUUACCAUCUCAGGAUGCUCUAGUAUUUAUUGACAAUCAUGAUACUCAACGUAGCCACUCCGAAAUACUUACCCACAAGUCAAUGAAGAAAUACAAGAUGGCCGUUGGUUUCAUGCUGGCACAUCCUUAUGGAACUCCGCGUAUCAUGAGUUCCUUCGCUUUUGACAAUUUUGACGCUAACCCGCCGCAGGACUCUAUAGGAAAUCUUAUAUCUCCAACCAUCAACUCUGACAAUACCUGCAAUAACGGUUGGAUCUGCGAACAUCGAUGGCGUCAGAUUUACAACAUGGUGCGCUUCCGAAACGCUGCGAAUAAUACCGACGUGAACAACUGGUGGGACAAUGGCCAGAAUCAAAUCGCUUUCAGUCGUGGAAACGCGGGUUUCUUUGCGAUCAAUGGUGAUGAAUAUGACUUCAAGAAGGAUCUCUUUACUUCUCUGGAGCCUGGUACUUACUGCGACGUUAUCUCUGGAAAUUUGGAGGAUAACAAGUGUACCGGUAAGACCGUAACAGUGGAUCAAAAUGGAAAGGCGUUUAUAGAAAUCUUAAAGCAUGAGGAAGAUGGUGUGCUCGCCAUUCAUCGACAGGCAAAGGUGGAAUGCAGAUGUUGAAGAUCAGAUUGGAAUUAAAAAUUGCUUAUUGUAAGCAUAUAUUGAUAUAAAAUGUGUUA
Trachymyrmex cornetzi is the source of this 1571-nucleotide messenger RNA. RefSeq names its product alpha-amylase. The transcript has 5 exons. Gene Ontology annotation, biological process: carbohydrate metabolic process. NCBI's taxonomy places the organism in Eukaryota, Metazoa, Arthropoda, Insecta, Hymenoptera, Formicidae. The record is from RefSeq and is a predicted model, not a curated record. Bases 22 to 1512 code for a protein of 496 amino acids. Gene Ontology annotation, molecular function: cation binding; alpha-amylase activity.